CUGUGAAGUUUGUGGGAAGAAAUUUUCCAAUAGUGGAAGCUUAAAAAACAAAGAGACCUAUACACUGGAAAUCUGCAAAAUCUGUGGCAAAAUAUUUUCUAACUUGAGGUGUUUAAUAAGACACAAUCAUACUCAUACGGGGGAAAAACCAUACAGCUGUGUUACUUGUGGUAAAUCAUUUAGUUGCAGUGAUUAUAUAUCUACUCAUAAAUGUACUUUUAAUGAUGGAGACAAACCUUUCCACUGACUUAAGUAUAGUAUAAAAGCAUCUUGAUGUGAUAUUUGGAUUAAAGAAUCUAUGUAUAUGAAUGUCAUUAAAGUGCUGUACAUGUUUAUAACAUGUUUAAUGUAUUCUUGGAAAUUGCAGUAAAUUUUUCUUUUUAAUGUUACUUGUUGAGUCACAUGUAUCAUAUGAUAUGGUUAGGGUUAGGAAACUGUUGUUACUACUACUACUAGUAAUACAACAGAAUUAGGGAGACAUAGAACACUUCAUCCACUGCAUGCAGUUCUCUGGCUGCUAUCAAAGUGUAGAAAGGAGCCAGGGCUAAAUACAAGGCCAUCAUAGAGAAUGAUGCAACUUGGGAUCUGUCCCCUAUAGACAAGUAAAUCCUGCAAUAUCAUGGAAAGGACAAAGAAGAUAGAUAAGGCCAACUAACUCAUGGUAUGAUAAGUAAAACUAUUAGAGUAUUAUUAUUAUUUUUUUUUCUGUUGACUGAAUUCCAGUGACCUAAUAUGCUACAAAACCCUUUUUUCUAUCUAGAAGACGGGGUGGGGGUGGAACCUGCGGAAAUUUCACCUCCACCCUCAUUUUGAAAUAUUUUUCGCUACUUCUUUCUUUACCCAUAAUUUUAGAUAACAUAUUGCAGAAAUACAUUUUCAAGAGAUUGUGGAUUACAUUAGAUUGAAAAUUCAAAAAAGUUUGAAAUGAAUAAGUGAAGAUGCAGAGGUUAUAGAAGUUAGCAGAGACAGAGGAUAAAUUCAUCUUAACAACAAAGAUUAAUUUUCCCAUCCACCUUUUUUCCGAACAAAAAUAAGGAGUUUGCAGCAUAUUAGGAGGUCAGAGUGCUUGAUUCCACACAAAAAAUCUGAUUUUUUUUUUUCUUAGUGAAAAUCGUGCUGGUGAAAGGAUCAAAUGAUACCAGAAAAAGACUUUUGUUCACUUUUUGCUGGUUAUUGCCAAUGUCACAACUUUUUUAUCACCAGAUACUGAAAGAUUACCAUCUAUCGUUUCUAUGUACCUAAUAUAAUCCAGUGACCAUGGGCCCAUGACACUACCUCCAACAGAGUAUUAUUUAAACACUGUCCCAAACAGCAGGAAUGGUUUUUUGGACGUAUUUCCAUUUGAAAGAAGAUUUUCUGCAGAGGAUACUGCAAGUCUACUGUGUUUGGAUAGAGAUUUAUCAACCAAUUAAUGUCUUCAGAAUUAAAGAAGAAAACUAAAAUUUAACCGAGAGAAUGUUUCAGAAAAUGAGCAAACGUUACAAAUGCAGUAUUUGUGGUAAAGUACUUCCUACAAAAUGCCAUUUAGCUAUUCAUAGGCGCACUCAUACUGGGGAAAAGCCAUACCACUGUGAAAUAUGUGAGAAAGCAUUCUCUCAAAAAGGAAAUUUAACAGAACACAAACGGACACACACAGGGGAGAAACCGUUUCACUGUGAAAUAUGUGGAAAAUCAUUUUCUUAUAAAGGUUACAUAAACACACACAAACGUACACACACAGGAGAGAAACCAUACCACUGUGAAAUCUGUGGCAAAACAUUUUCAGGGUGUAGCAGUGCAAAAAGUCACCAACUCAUUCACACUGGAGAAAAACGAUACCGUUGUGAAAUUUGUGGCAAAUCAUUUUCUCAAGUUGGUAAUUUAACAAGACAUAAACAUACUCACACUGGAGAGGAGCCACACAAGUGUGAUGAUUGUGGGAAAGCAUUUUCUAAUGUCAGUAACUUUGAAAGACACAGAAGUGUGCACUCAAAACCUUACCACUGUGAAAUCUGUGAUAAAGUAUUUUCUGUGAAAGAGUCUUUAACAGUCCACAAACGUGUUCAUACUGGAGAGAAGCCAUAUCAUUGUGAAGUAUGUGGGAAAGGAUUUACAAGUAGUGGUACCUUAAUAAGGCACAAUCGUUCUCACACAGGGGAAAAGCGACAUCACUGUGAAAUCUGUGGAAAAGCAUUUCCUGAAAAAUAUGUUCUAACAUUACACAAACGAAUUCACACAGGAGAGAAACCAUAUCACUGUGAAGUUUGUGGAAAAGACUUUUCUGGUAGCUGCAACUUGGUAAAUCACAAACGUAUUCAUACUGGAGAAAAACCACAUCACUGUGAAGUCUGUGGCAAAGCAUUUUCUCAAAAUGGUAGUUUAGUAAGACACAGACGUAUUCACACAGGAGAGAAACCAUAUCACUGUUUAAUAUGUGGAAAAGAAUUUUCACUUAAGACCAGCUUAACAACACAUAACCGUAUUCAUAGAGGAGAAAAGUCACUGUAAUAUGAAAUAUGUGGGAAAUCUGAAAAAUCUGUCCUAUUGGUUCAUAAACUUACUCAUAGUGGAGAAAAACCACAUCACUGUGAAGUUUGUGGCAAGGAAUUUUCCUAUAGUGGCAGCUUAAAAAGACAUAUACGUACACACACUGGAGAGAAAGCACACCACUGUGGAAUCUGUGGUAAAUAUAUAUUCUAAUUUGAGGUGUUUAAUAAGACACAAUCGUACUCAUACUGGGGAAAAAGCAUACAGCUGUGUUAUUUGUGGUAAAUCAUUUACUCAUAGUAUAUCUACUCAUAAAUGUACUUUUAAUGAUGGAAAUAAACCUUGCCACUGACUUUUCUAGGAAAGUAUAUUAUAAAAACCAUAUUGUUGUGAUAUUUGUAUUAAGGAAUUUAUGUAUAUGAAUGUUAUUAAAGUGCUAUAAAUGUUUA
Octopus bimaculoides (California two-spot octopus) is the source of this 2915-nucleotide messenger RNA. RefSeq lists its product as uncharacterized. The record is from RefSeq and is a predicted model, not a curated record. Gene Ontology annotation, molecular function: DNA-binding transcription factor activity; RNA polymerase II cis-regulatory region sequence-specific DNA binding. Lineage: Eukaryota; Metazoa; Mollusca; Cephalopoda; Octopoda; Octopodidae. Gene Ontology annotation, biological process: regulation of transcription by RNA polymerase II.